Messenger RNA from Fonsecaea nubica, 861 nucleotides. RefSeq lists its product as hypothetical. NCBI's taxonomy places the organism in Eukaryota, Fungi, Ascomycota, Eurotiomycetes, Chaetothyriales, Herpotrichiellaceae. The record is from RefSeq and is a predicted model, not a curated record. The transcript has a single exon. Bases 1 to 861 code for a protein of 286 amino acids. Gene Ontology annotation, molecular function: endonuclease activity; nucleic acid binding. Gene Ontology annotation, biological process: DNA catabolic process.
AUGCUACCGUCUGUUGUCAUUGCAGCAAUCCUCCUCUUGGCUCGGUUGACGAAUGCCUGGGGUACACUUGGACACGAGACGAUUGCAUGGAUAGCUCAAUCAUAUGUCUCGUCUACCACCAAAGCAGCAGUCCAAUCAAUCCUAGACUCGACGCAAGCCGACUAUAUGGCCAAUGUCUCGACAUGGGCAGAUUCAUAUCGGUACACUAGUGGAGGUGGAUGGUCUGCGCCACUUCAUUACAUUGAUGCGAACGACAACCCACCGGAAUCCUGCUCGGUGGACUUCAACCGUGAUUGUGGUGAAGCUGGAUGCUCUGUUUCGGCCAUUGUCAACUAUACCUCAAUAUUGUUGGACGACAAAGCCAAGGCGUCGACCAAGCUUGACGCCAUGCGAUUCAUCAUUCAUUUCGUUGGAGAUCUGCACCAGCCUCUCCACGACGAAGCCAUCGAUGUGGGAGGAAACACCAUCAAUGUCACUUACGAUGGCGAACAUACCAAUCUACACCAUAUUUGGGAUACAGAAAUUGUGGAGCAGUUAGCGGAUGGCCAGGACGCCGAGGCAUUUGGGAAGAACCUCACCGCCGCGAUCAAGGCGAGUGACUACGGGUGGGACGCCAGCACUUGGCUGGAUGGUAUAAGUCUGAACGAUACACAAACCACUGCCAUGAGUUGGGCUAGUGAAGCGAAUGGCUAUGUGUGCACCGAUGUCCUCGCUCCAGGUGUUGAUGCGGUCGAACAAGGGGAUCUGAGCAGCACUUACUACAAGGCGCACUAUGAUGUCGCGAGGAUCCAGCUUGCCCGGGCUGGCUAUAGAUUGGGGGCCUGGUUGGAUCUGAUUUACACGGCCCAGACAAGCGGAUGA